AGCAGCCAUCAUUUCACUCAAUAGGCUACAGAUCCAUCCUGAGAAAGGAAGAGGCGACGGAAUAAAAGAAAUGGCCAUGGACUAGCAAGGGAUUUAUCAGGAGGGAGUAAUAUUCUUGUUUUCUUUUGCUUCCAUUUUGAAUUUUUGCGUUCUGAAUUUUGCAGGUGGGCCUGAGCAGCGCUGGGCGAGACUUUCCUGCGGCCUGCACUGGGUCUGCCGCUGGACUGGUAGAUGAGGCGACAGAGGAAGGCUGGGCCACAACCAAGGAUAUUAUAUUCCCCGUUUUUCAUUUGAGCUUUUCACAUUUUUGUACUGGGCAGAAGGGAAGGCGUGGACGUAAGCCCACCCGGAGCAUGGGGCAGAAGGUUCCCGGAGGAAUCAAGACUGUGGACAUGCGGGACCCGGCGUUUCGGCCCCUGAAACUGGAGCUGCAGGCCCUGGACUACACCAAGCCCGCCCGCCUGGACAUGCUGCUGGACAUGCCCCCCGCCACGCCCGAGGUCCAGGUGCAGCACUCGUGGAACAACGACGACCGCUCGCUCAACAUCUUCGUCAAGGAGGACAACAAGCUGGUCUUCCACCGGCACCCGGUGGCCCAGAGCACGGACGGGAUCCGGGGCCGCGUGGGCUACACCCGGGGCCUGCACGUGUGGGAGAUCAGCUGGGUCAUGCGGCAGAGGGGCACGCACGCCGUGGUGGGCGUGGCCACACGCGAGGCCCCCCUGCACUCCGUGGGGUACACGGCGCUCGUGGGGAACAACGGCGAGUCCUGGGGCUGGGACCUGGGCAGGAACAAACUGCACCACGACGGCAAGAACCGGCCCAGCGAAACCUACCCCGCCUUCCUGGAGCCCGACGAAACCUUCAUCGUGCCCGACUCCUUCCUGGUGGUCCUGGACAUGGACGAGGGGACGCUCAGUUUCAUCGUGGACGGACAGUAUUUGGGCGUUGCGUUUAGAGGACUUAAGGGCAAAAAACUGUACCCCGUUGUGAGUGCGGUGUGGGGACACUGUGAAAUCCGAAUCCGCUACAUCAAUGGGCUCGAUCCGGAGCCCCUUCCCCUGAUGGACCUGUGCCGUCGAUCUGUCCGAGUGGCUCUGGGGCGGGAGCGUCUGGGAGAGAUCCACACACUGCCCCUGCCCGCCUCGCUCAAGAACUACCUGCUCUACCAAUGACCACAGGAGGGCCCGUCCUCCGCUGCGCUGGAAACAUGCGGGGCUUCCCCUCCGCUCCCCGAAAACGGCCUCCGGAGGUCGCCCUCAGACACGCCCUCUGCCCUGACUGCUCCUUCCCCCGCCGUGGUCCAGCACCUUCAUCCCACCAUUCCACACGAACUGCCGUCUUUCACACACUGCUACUGUCCUGCCACAGUUUCUUUUUAAUGCCGUUUCAUUCUUUUGGUUUUAAUGUCCUGGCUUUACUCUGGUUUUUAUCACUGCAUUUUGAAUCCUCCUUGUUUCAAGUCAUCUUCUUGGUAGAAGUGGCCUGUUUAUGGCGGCGUACAGAACACUUGGUUCUGAAGCGGGCCCAGAUGACGGGGUUGCGAUAUUGAGGUACAGUGGGUUUGAGGGGCUGCUAGCUGCUUUGUGUAGCCUUUAAGGAGCCAGUUUGCCCUCUCAAUUAAACAUUAAAGAACAGUAACAUUUUUUUAAUCUGAGCGAUGGUUGGGUACAAUGUUGGGAGUAUUUCCUCAUCUUAACAAACCAUUAGUGAUGGCUUUAGUAUGGUUUGCUUUAUCAGCUGGUUUGCCAUUUGUUAGACCCACCACUUAAUUGAUUGUUUGCUGCAAAUUAAUUUGAAAGAAACUUAUCCUCCAGAGCUGGUUUAUUCAUUUUUAAUUUCUUGUUUUUCAGAUUAAAUGCAAAUGUAAUUUUAUUCUCAAGGUUUCAGGCACUGUGUAUAAAAGUGUGUAUGAGUACGCAAGAACCUGUGUGUGUGUGUGUGUGUGUGGGCUGUUAAGUCUCGCUGCUCAACCGCAGCACUGUGUGAAAGAGCAGCCGUGGUGAGUCCAAUCUGCAGCCAGGACAAACAAAGCUUUAAUGUUGCUGAGAAGCUCAGCAGCCAAUCGGGAAGCUGCUGAGCUCACGCCUUUCACAGGGAUCUUUCUCUCUGCAGUCAGCCUGUCGUGAGCCUCUCCUCACCCGGUCCCCUCUGUGCACCGUCAGGUUCUCUACAACAUUAAGUGCCUGUGUGCAGUACUGGAAUAUUGCAAUUUCUAAUUUUUUUUUUUUUUUUUUUUUUUUUUUUGUAUUGUUUUUAACUGAAUAAUUGCAUCACUGUGGACUAUUCUGUCUGUGAAACCCCACCCCCCUCCUCAUUGUAAAAUCUUGAUAAAUAUUUGAUCAAAAUGAUUUUUAUGAUUUUUAUUUGGUCGAAGACUCCUAAUGAAUAGAGUGCCGGGAGGUGAUGGCGCUGAAGUGUGCGUGUGUGUUUCUGCUGUACAGCACUGUCUUAAUCACCCUUUUUGCGUUUUAUCCAUAGACUAUGAAGUGAUGUGAAGACCUUAAUUUCCAAAAAGUGUUUUAAAAGUCCCAGGUGCGCAGCCGUGACCUAUUAACUUGACACAGAAGGUGAAAAUUGCCAAGACAAUGUUUUCUUCGACUGUUUCCGGAAUUAUUCUCUUGUGCUGUUCAUGUGCUCCUUGUUUGGCAUGAUGUUGGACAAACAUGUGCACAACCCACACCCCUACCAUUCAGGCCUGCAUAAUUUUCUUUGUAUUCAGUGCGGUAAAUGUCGGUAACUACCUAAUAAAGUUUAUAAAUUAA
Conger conger (European conger) is the source of this 2765-nucleotide messenger RNA. It is a transcript of the gene spsb1, whose product is annotated as splA/ryanodine receptor domain and SOCS box containing 1. NCBI's taxonomy places the organism in Eukaryota, Metazoa, Chordata, Actinopteri, Anguilliformes, Congridae. Gene Ontology annotation, biological process: proteasome-mediated ubiquitin-dependent protein catabolic process; intracellular signal transduction. The record is from RefSeq and is a predicted model, not a curated record. The transcript is spliced from 3 exons. The coding region runs from base 354 to 1175 and encodes 273 amino acids. Gene Ontology annotation, cellular component: SCF ubiquitin ligase complex. Gene Ontology annotation, molecular function: protein binding.